UACAGAACUACAUUUUAAGUCUUUUCGGUUCUGAGUAGUCAAAUAAUAAUUUGGAAACUUGAAACAUAAGGAGGAUAAUAUUUUACCAACACAUUGGUUUUGUAUCAUCUGAUUGAAAUGUCGCUUCGGUCAAUCAAAAGAAAUUUGUAUUUGUUUCGGAAAACGAUUAUUCUCAUUCUUACUCCUUUAAUAUUUUGCCCGCUGCUCAUUCUUGCAGAAAAGGAAUAUUUCGAGCGAUCAGCAUGCGCUUACACUAUACUAUUGAUGGCAGUAUACUGGGUGUCUGAAGUUGUGCCUCUCGCUGUAACAGCUUUAUUACCUCUUGUUCUGUAUCCACUUCUCGGAGUUUUGCCUGCCUCUGUGGUCAGUGUUCAGUAUUUGAAAGACAUUAAUAUUCUCUUCCUUGGAGGACUGACGGUUGCCGUUGCUGUUGAAAAUUGGAAUCUACACAAAAGAAUCGCUCUUAAAGUUUUGACUUUUGUUGGAGCCAAACCAAGAUGGUUAUUGUUUGGAUUCAUGGUAACAACUGCCUUCUUAUCAAUGUGGAUAAGUAAUGUUGCUACAACAGCUAUGAUGAUUCCGAUUGCACAAGCUGUAUUGACUGAAAUGGAAGAAGACUCUGAAAGAAAGGAGGAUAGCAGUGAUUCAGGUUGUAAUACUCCAGAGGAAAUUGUUGUUGAUGCUCCCGAACGAAAGAGAUACAGCACUACAAUUGAAGAAACUCCAUUAGGGGCCGAGAUGGGAAAUAUUGGUGAUGCUGCGGAGCUCGGUAAGCGAUUAGCUUCUCAUGAUAUCAAUGAUGUUCCAACUUGGGCCCAAAGUGAAACAACAAAAAGAUAUUCCAAUGGAGCAAAAUAUGAUCUCGUUGGGAAUCAUACAAAUAUGAUGCUGACUGUACCAACGCCAGGUUCAGAUGAAGGGCCUGAUACAUCCACCACAUUACUUGUACCGGAUCAGCAACAGAAUAAUAUGAAUGCUGAUAUUGAGAAAUUGGACUAUUCUAGUAAGCCGAAACAUAAAACUAACGAAGGAAUGUGCAAAGCAUUAACAAUUUGUAUCUGUUAUGCGGCGAAUAUUGGUGGGACAGCUACCUUGACUGGCACAGGGCCCAAUCUUAUUAUGGCAGGACAGUUUAAAACAACCUACAAAGAAGCACCUGAAGUUGAUUUUGGAUCUUGGGCAAUGUAUGCUUUCCCCGGCAUGGUCCUGUUUCUUCUAUUUGCUUGGUUGUGGUUGCAAUAUCUCUUCUUAGACAUGGGAUUCAAAGAUCUAUUUACUUGCUGCUGCAAAAAACAUGCCAAAACUCCUGAAGAAAUUUCUGCGGAAAACGUAAUCUAUAGACAAUAUAGAGAUCUGGGGCCUAUGAGUUUUGCCGAAAUAUCUGUCUUGGUAUUGUUCAUUUUACUCGCUUUGCUGUGGUUGACAAGAGCUCCAGGGUUUGUCAAUGGAUGGGGAUCAUUAUACAUUUUCAAAGAAAAAUAUGUAACAGAUGCAACAGUUGCAAUGUUGAUUACAUUUAUUCUUUUUGUCUUCCCUUCGAAAAGACCUAACAUGUAUUGUUUCCAACCAUAUGGUUCAGAAGAAAAAGGCCCUGUUCCACCGCUUCUAACCUGGGCAGUCGUUCAACAAAAAAUGGCCUGGAAUGUUAUUCUUCUUUUGGGAGGUGGAUUUGCUAUGGCAUUAGGAUCUAAGACUUCAGGACUUUCUGCAUGGAUCGGAAGUAAGUUGGAGCCACUGAGUGAAAUACCACCGUUCGGUGCAACAUUCAUUUGCUGUUUCGUUAUCUGUGCAUUAACGCAAUGUACGAGCAACACAGCAACUGCCACUGUGUUCAUUCCCAUACUCGCUGAAUUGGCUGAGGUGCUGCAUGUGAAUCCACUUUACCUAAUGUUACCUGCAACUGUGACGACUUCUUAUGCUUUCAUGUUGCCUGUCUCGACACCUCCAAACGCAAUUGCUUAUUCUUAUGGUCAUUUGAAAAUGAAAGACAUGAUCAAAGCAGGUUCACUUUUAAACCUUGUCGGCAUUGUCAUUGUAGUAUCAUCGAUUUAUAUCAUGGGUGGACCAGCCUUCGAUGUUUUUGAUAUUUGUCCAAAAUGGCUUCAUAGCCCUUACUGUAUUGGCUUGAGGAAUAUGACGAUGAACAAUUCUACAUUAUUGUCUACUAUCGCUCCUAAUAUAACAUCUCUGGGAAGCUAAAAUGAAAAUCUUGCAAUUGAUGAUUGUCAAACAGUCAAUAUUGUAAAUAGUUAGCUGACCGGCAUACGGGGGUCGGAAGACGAACAAUGCAAUUGAUAGUGUUUAUUUAUUUUUGAGCGUCUGGAGAAGUUAUCGAGUCUGGGAUUAUUGCAACAUUUUCAUUAUAAAGAAAGUUUGAAUGAAUUCUAUCUGCAGAAAUGGAUUUUGAAUAGCUAAUAAUUAUUUUUUCCAUGAAAUUUGUUAUUUUACUGUGAAAUCAGGAUUUAACCAUAAAAAAGAUCAAUUCAAAUUAUUCUGACAUGUAAGUGAAAUCCCAGAAACGAUUUCGAAAUGGACAUCAAGGUUACUUCCCUCAACCAAAAGUUCCAAUGAUCUGGGCAAAUCAGUAUUUUUAAAAGAAUUUUAUUCCUUGGAUAAUUUUGACAACGUUUUCUCCGUUCAACAACAUUUAUACUAGGGACUAUUUUGUUGGGCAGGUCAGGGAUUCACAACCGACUCCCAAACACAAAGUUUGGCCGCAAAAAUUUGGCAAAAACAAACCUUCUAUUAUUGUAAGUUGAGAAUGCUUAGCUAACUUGAUGCUCUUUGUGUGUUUUUGCCACUAAUUUUGACUGCGAUUAUCACCAUUAGAAGUCUAAAUUCCGAAAACUCUAGCUCAGACUCAAAUAUCAAUAAAAACACAAAAAUCUCCUCUGUUUAUAGAUACAUCCAUUUCUUAUUCAUCAUAUGCUUAACCACAGUGAUUAGUCAAAAAUGUGGUCUCUUUGUGUGAUCUCAUCUAAAUUCUUUUGGUGCAAAUAAAUGCUAGUCGAAUUUAAGUUAUUUAAUAACUGUGUGCAUUGCGCAAUAUCUGAGCAUUAUGGUGCAAAAAUAUGAUAUGGCACUGUGUUAUUUUUCGCUGAUACAAUGUUGGAUUGGUAUUGAAAUUGAAUUUUUCACCUAGUUUUGUGCUAAUUUGGAAUUCAACAUUAUAAACUUGAAAAUUUGAUGAGAUUUUAUACAUGUUCACUCUAAUAUGGGAAUGGAUAGGACUUCUAUUUGGCUAGAGUGUCAUAGCCUACUUGUUUUCCUAAACUCUGGGUGAGUAGAUAGUCUGAUUGUAAACAAUGGAGAUCUCUAUCCUUUGAUAUCCUAUAUAGACGAAUGCUCUAACUUUAAGCCAUAAUGACAACUCAUAAAACUUCUAUCUAUAAGCGUUUUUGCAUUGUUUAUUGUUAAUCUAAACUUGAUAUGCAAAGUUGUCUAAGCUUGUUAAUCUAAAACUGUAGGGAAAGCCAAAAUUAAUUAAAAUACGGGCUAAUUUAUUUACAUUGAAACU
Molecule: messenger RNA, 3517 nt
Organism: Styela clava
Lineage: Eukaryota; Metazoa; Chordata; Ascidiacea; Stolidobranchia; Styelidae
Product: Na(+)/citrate cotransporter-like
Biological process (GO): transmembrane transport
Cellular component (GO): plasma membrane
Molecular function (GO): transmembrane transporter activity
Source: RefSeq, a predicted model, not a curated record